GCCUCGAGGGGCCGCCCGGUCCAGCGCCGCCGGCCCCGCGCGGCGGGGCGGCCGCGCCAGGUAUGCUGCAAUGGCGGCCGGCGGCCCGAUCGCGGGCGCGCCCGGCCUUGAGGCCUCUUGGAUCCUGGGCAUCGUCACGGGGCUCAUCCUGAUCGCGGCCACGGGUGUGACAUGGUUCGUGCUGUCGAAGCCGAAGGCUGACCAUCCGAGCGAGGAGGCCUCGCCGAAGAAGCAGAAGCCCGCUCCAGGGCCAAGGAAGAAGGAGAAGGCGAGCUUGCCGACGCCGUCAGCGCCAGCGCCGGCGCCGCUCCCGGAGCAGGUCAGCGCAGCUGCGGCCGACGAGGGCGAGACGCCACUUGCCGACGACGAAACGCCAGCCACCAAAGCGAAGAAGAAAAAGAAAAAAAAGGUGAAGAAAGGCGACGAGGAGGCCGACGACGACGACCCGCCCGCCGCAGCGGCGCCCGCGGAGGUGCCCGCCGAGCAGGAGCAGGCCGCCGCGGAGGAGCCCCUCGAGGAGGGCUGGACGCAGGUCAAGAAGAAGACGACGGAGUCUCUGGACGAGGAGGCGCAGAAGAAGGCGGACAAGCUGUCCGACUUUCGCCGUCGCAAGGU
This is a messenger RNA of Prorocentrum cordatum, 615 nucleotides long. Lineage: Eukaryota; Dinophyceae; Prorocentrales; Prorocentraceae. The record is from the annotation of a GenBank genome assembly.